AGAGACAGGGUUUCAACGUGUUAGCCAGGAUGGUCUCAAUCUCCAGACCUUGUGAUCCAUCCGCCUAGGCCUCCCAAAGUGUUGGGAUUACAGGGGUGAGCCACUGCACCCGGCCGUGGCUUCCUCUUUUCUAAGACCUUUGAGUGUGCUCUGGGGGUGGUAGUGAUGUAGCCAGGACAGCCACAGACGCCGUUCUGUGGCAUGGGAACACCGGCCACCACAGUGGGGUGGCCAAGCCUGUCCUAUGCAAAAAUGCAGAGAAAGCCAGUUAGCCAGUUAAAGCCUAUUUCAGAUAAAUGAUGAAAAAUUUUAUAGUAUAAGUAUGUCUCAGAUAUUUCAUGGGCCAUACAUUCACUUUAAAAAAGUAUGUAUUUUUCACGUAUUGGGAGGCACUUGGCCUCCCAAAGUGCUACGAUUACAGGCAUGAGCCACUGCGCCCGGUCUGUUUUCUCUUUACAACAGAGCAUCCCCGACAUGGGCUUGACUUUCAAGUCCUUGAAUGUCAUCUCAUGAAAGCCCCACGGGGGAGCAUCCUCAGCCCCUGCCCUGGGAGGGCAGCCACGGGGAGGGUGGGCACGGGGCCACGGCCACCCGCAGUGUUGCAACUCUGCCCUCUGCUUGCUUUUUAUUGCUGUGUCCGGAAGAUGAGGAGUGGGAAGGCCUCCUGCACCCUGGAGACCGUGUGGGAAGACAAGCACAAGUAUGAGGAGGCCGAGCGGCGCUUCUACGAGCAUGAGGCCAUGCAGGCGGCCGCCUCCGCCCAGCAGCUGCCAGCCGAGGGGCCAGCCAUGAAUGGGCCCGGCCAGGACGACCCUGAGGACACUGAUGAGGCAGAGACCCCUGACGGCAGCAGCAGGAGUGAUCCCAGGAAGAGUCAGGACAGCAGGAAGCCCCUGCAGAAAAAGAGGAAGCGCUCCCCCAAGAGUGGGCUCGGCCCGGCGGACCUGGCCCUCCCGGGCCUCUCGGCCGAACGCGUGUGGCUGGACAAGUCACUUUUCGACCAGGCAGAGAGCUCCUACCGCCAGAAGCUGGCAGAUGGGGCUGCCCAGGCAGCCCAGCCUCCUGCCUUGGCCCCUUGGGGUCCCUGCAUCCAUGGAAGCCAGGUGGCCUGCCACCACGUGACCUGGGGGACCUGGGUCAACAAGUCCUCCUUCGACCAGGCUGAGCGGGCCUUUGUGGAGUGGUCUCAGUCCCUGUUGCUGGCUCCCGAGGGCAGCCGCAGGCAGGGGACUCCCGACACAGGCCAGCAGGCGGCCGUCCCCAACCUGGCCCAGCAGCCCAGCCCACCGGCCAAUGGCCAGCCCCCGCUGGGCAGCCUGCAGGCCCUGGUUCGGGAGGUGUGGCUGGAGAAGCCCCGGUACGAUGCAGCUGAGAGGGGCUACUAUGAGGCCCUGUUUGACGGCCAUCCCCCGGGGAAAGUGCGCCUGCAAGAGCGAGCUGGCCUGGCUGAGGGUGCCCGGAGGGGCCGCAGAGACCGGCGGGGCCGCAACAUCUUAGGGAACAAGCGGGCUGGGCCGCGGCGGGCCGAUGGGGAGGCCCCCUCUGCCUUGCCCUACUGUUACCUCCUGCAGAAGGAUGCAGAGGCCCCCUGGCUCAGCAAGCCCGCCUAUGACAGCGCUGAGUGCCGCCACCACGUUGCCGAGGCCCUGCGCAUGGCCUGGUGCCUCGAAGCUGCCUCCCUGGCUCACCGACCCGGUCCUCGGUCUGGCCUGUCCGUGUCCAGCCUGAGACCCAACAGAAAAAUGGCUACAAACUUCCUAGUACAUGAGAAGAUCUGGUUUGACAAGUUCAAAUAUGACGACGCAGAAAGGAGAUUCUACGAGCAGAUGAACGGGCCUGUGGCCGGUGCCUCCCGCCAGGAGAAUGGCGCCAGCGUGAUCCUUCGUGACAUUGCGAGAGCCAGAGAGAACAUCCAGAAAUCCCUGGCCGGAACCUCAGGCCCCGGGGCCUCCAGCGGCCCCAGCGGAGACCACAGCGAGCUUGUCAUCCGGAUCGCCAGUCUGGAAGUGGAGAACCAGAGCCUGCGUGGCGUGGUACAGGAGCUGCAGCAGGCCAUCUCCAAGCUGGAGGCCCGGCUGAACGUGCUGGAGAAGAGCUCGCCUGGCCACCGGGCCACGGCCCCGCAGACCCAGCAUGUGUCUCCCAUGCGCCAAGUGGAGCCCCCAGCCAAGAAGCCAGCCACACCAGCAGAGGAUGACGAGGAUGAUGACAUUGACCUGUUUGGCAGCGACAAUGAGGAGGAGGACAAGGAGGCGGCACAGCUGCGGGAGGAGCGGCUGCGGCAGUACGCAGAGAAGAAGGCCAAGAAGCCUGCACUGGUGGCCAAGUCCUCUAUCCUGCUGGAUGUCAAGCCUUGGGACGAUGAGACGGACAUGGCCCAGCUGGAGGCCUGUGUGCGCUCUAUCCAGCUGGAUGGGCUGGUCUGGGGGGCCUCCAAGCUGGUGCCCGUGGGCUACGGUAUCCGGAAGCUACAGAUUCAGUGUGUGGUGGAGGACGACAAGGUGGGGACAGACUUGCUGGAGGAGGAGAUCACCAAGUUUGAGGAGCACGUGCAGAGUGUUGAUAUCGCAGCUUUCAACAAGAUCUGAAGCCUGAGUGUGUGUGUGUGCGCGCGUGCGUGAGGCCCUGCCACGAUUAAAGACUGAGACCGGC
Messenger RNA from Rhinopithecus roxellana (golden snub-nosed monkey), 2652 nucleotides. RefSeq names its product eukaryotic translation elongation factor 1 delta (gene EEF1D). The coding region runs from base 339 to 2588 and encodes 749 amino acids. The record is from RefSeq and is a predicted model, not a curated record. Gene Ontology annotation, cellular component: cytosol; eukaryotic translation elongation factor 1 complex. The transcript has 8 exons. Lineage: Eukaryota; Metazoa; Chordata; Mammalia; Primates; Cercopithecidae. Gene Ontology annotation, biological process: translational elongation. Gene Ontology annotation, molecular function: guanyl-nucleotide exchange factor activity; translation elongation factor activity.